AUGGACGCGUUCCGCAUCGCGGUGCCCCAUUGCCCCGACGGGGGUUUCUUGUACAUCCCCGAGUUUGUGUCGAGCGACGAGGAGGCGUACCUCGUGCGCAAGAUCGACGAGGCGCCGCGGCCAAAGUGGAAGCAGCUCGCGCACCGCAGGCUCCAGUACUGGGGCGGCCAGAUUGCCGAGCGCUCGGGCAUGCUCGUCCCCGAGACGCUUCCUCCCUUCUUUACCCAGUUUCCUCCGCUGGUUGAGCGCCUGCGUGACACGGGCGUGUUCUCGGGGAGCAAGCACCAGCAGCCGAACCACUGCCUCGUGAACGAGUACGAGCCGGGGCAAGGUAUCAUGGCGCACAAGGACGGCCCCGCGUACUUCCCAGCCGUCGCGACCAUCUCCCUCUGCGCCCCCAUCCUACUAGAUUUGUACGAGCCCAAAGUGGACGGCACGUUGCCCCCCGAGCCCGCCUUUUCGAUCCUGCAAGAGCCCCGCAGCCUGUUGAUUACCUAUGGCGCGGCCUAUACCCAGUACCUGCACGGUAUCGCCGAGCGCGACGUCGACACGCCUGCGGACCUCGCGCGCGUAUGCAAUGUCGACCGCCUCGGCGACGCGGCGCUGCGGCAGGUCAUCGAGCGUGCACAGGCCACGUCGACAAGCGUGCCGCGCGCCCGCCGAGUGAGCCUUACCUUUCGUGAUGUAGAGCGUGUUGCGCCGUCGCUGCGCCUACGGUAG
Malassezia japonica is the source of this 720-nucleotide messenger RNA. RefSeq lists its product as uncharacterized. The transcript has 3 exons. Lineage: Eukaryota; Fungi; Basidiomycota; Malasseziomycetes; Malasseziales; Malasseziaceae. Gene Ontology annotation, cellular component: nucleus. The record is from RefSeq and is a predicted model, not a curated record. The coding region runs from base 1 to 720 and encodes 239 amino acids.